Tetrahymena thermophila SB210 is the source of this 1083-nucleotide messenger RNA. RefSeq lists its product as hypothetical. The transcript has a single exon. NCBI's taxonomy places the organism in Eukaryota, Ciliophora, Oligohymenophorea, Hymenostomatida, Tetrahymenidae. The record is from RefSeq and is a predicted model, not a curated record.
AUGAGCAUAUUUUGUCAGAUUUUGCAAAAUUUACAAUGCAUUAACCACCCUGCUUUGGAUGGUUUGUAGUUUAUCAUUCUGCAGUAAUAAAAAUAUAAUCAAAAUUUAUUUUAGCAAUUAAGCUAGAAACUCACUCUAUUCAAAACUUUAUCUGCAUCAAAAACUUCUGAUAAUCUUGAUAUUUGCUCUUAAUAUGCUGGUUAACAAACUUGCUGCGAUGCUGAAUUAGUUGGUUUGUUGAAAUAGCUAGCUUUUUCAAAAUACACAGAAAUGGAAAAAUAUAAUUCAUUUUAUGGAUAAAUUCUAUCGAAUAUUGGUUUUUCAAUCAAUCUGUGUGGAGCUAAGAACAGUGAUCAACCAAACGAUCUUGACAAAAGCGAUACUGGUAUUAAAGAGAUCGAAAUAUUUAAGAGCUAAUAUAAAUAAUGCUAAAUCCAAGUAAUCUAAACAACUAUUAGAUUUUAUAGAGGUUAAGUGUGUUCAAUUUGUGCUGGGUUGGACAAUAUACAAAAUUAUUUUGCAGGCAACUCAGAUGCUUAUUUAGAUUAAAAUAGCUUUAAUUCUUACUAUAAUGAUUUGGUUUCGUCAAUGAAAUGCAUGGAAAACCUAAGAAAUCAAUUUCCAAGUAUAGUAGAUACUUUAUUUGAUCAGUUAUCAGAUUAAAGUGAACAGUGUAACUAAACAAAAAGUUUGUAUGAUAAAAUGCUCACAGAUAAUUUGAAUUAUGCAUGUUAAGGCUAAGACUGUGAGUCGAGCUGUAGUAACUUAUAUUUUCUUAGUGUUGAUUUAAGCUAACAAAAUUGUGCUAUUAAUGCUUUUGUGCCUAACAAUAUUUAAGAUUAGAUUUAAGAAAUAAAUACAAAUGGCUAUUACAAUCACACUGUAAACUAUCAAUCAUAUUCUCGACUAUUGCCCUAAAUAUAGAAAUCAAAUUUUUAUUUGUCUAAGAAUGGAAUUCAGUCUUAUUUGCUAGAUUCUACUUAAGAUUAGCAAGUUUUAAUUGAAGGAUCUGUUUACAACAACUCAUCUGUUUUAUAUUUUUCAUAUUUAUUAGGUGCUUUUAUUUUUAGCCUUUUGUGUUGA